GCGUGCGGGGCGGCGUCCGGCGGUGGACGGCGGUGUCCAGGGCUGCGCGGCUCGGGGCGGGGCGCCAUGGUCCUCUACCCGGUGAUCCGGAGGCUGCGGAACAAGCGCGUGGUGCUGGCCAGCGCCUCCCCGCGCCGCCAGGAGAUCCUCAGCACCGCGGGUCUCAGGUUCGAGGUGGUGCCCUCCCGGUUUAAGGAGAAGCUGAACAAAGCCUCGUUCCCCACUCCUUACGCCUACGCCAUCGAGACCGCCAAGCAGAAGGCGCUGGACGUGGCCCGGAGGAUGCACCAGAAAGACCUCCGGGCCCCCGACAUCGUCAUCGGAGCCGACACCAUCGUGACGCUGCAGGGGCUGAUCUUGGAGAAGCCGGUGGACAAGCAGGAUGCCUACAGCAUGCUCUCCAGGUUGAACGGGAAGGAACACAGUGUGUUCACAGGCGUCACCAUCAUCCAGUGCUCCUGCCAAGACAGCCGGCUGGACAUGGAGAUCUCAGAAUUCCACGAGGAGACGCUGGUGAAGUUCUCGCAGCUGUCGGAGGAGCUGCUGUGGGAAUACAUCCACAGCGGGGAGCCCAUGGACAAGGCCGGCGGUUACGGGAUCCAGGCGCUGGGCGGGAUGCUGGUGGAGUACGUCCACGGAGACUUCCUCAACGUCGUGGGCUUCCCCCUGAACCACUUCUGCAAGAAGCUGGCGGAGCUGUACCUCACGCAGCCCAACGAGGACCUGCCGCCGGCCGAGCGCGACUCCAUCCCCGCCGUCGACACCUUCGAGAACCUCAGCGACGCGGAGGGCCGCGGCCAGGGCGGGGCCCCGGAGCAGGCCGACCGGCCGCGGGCUCUGGGCCGGAAGAACUCGGUUCCCAGCAGGAUGGACAGCCUGCCCCCGACGCCCCUCCUGGAACUCCUCGACGGCUUCAAAGCAUCCAAGGCCCUGUUCACCGCCUGCAAGAUGAAGGUGUUUGAUCUGUUGCAAGACGAAGCGCCCCUGGGUGCCGCGGAGAUCGCCCAGAGAAUCGAGGCCUCCGAGGGCGGGACCGGGCGGCUGCUGGAUGUGUGCGCGGCCCUGGGGUUGCUGGAGAAGACGGACAAAGGGUACAGCAACACUGAGCUGGCCGGCCUGUACCUGCCCUCGGACGGCAAGUACUCCCUGCACCCCCUCAUCGUCUACCUCGACGAGCACACCUGGGACUUCUUCACGGACCUGGAGUGCGCCGUCCGCGAGGGGACCAGCCGGCACCAGGGGGCCCAGGGGCGGACGGUGGACAGCCUGUUCCAGGACUGCUUCUACCAGAGCCAGGACCGGAAGCUGCAGUUCAUGAGGGCCAUGCACAGCCUCAGCAAGCUGACCGCCCGCCAGGUGGCCACGGCCUUCGACCUGUCUCGGUUCACCUCCGCCUGCGACCUGGGAGGCUGCACGGGAACCCUCGCCCACGAGCUCGCCCGGGCGUACCCCGGCCUGAAGGUGACCGUGUUCGACCUCCCGGAGGUCAUCAAGGACGUCUCGGGGUUCCAGCCCGACCACGCACGGGCUCCGCGGGUCAGCUUCGUGCCAGGCGACUUUUUCCAAGACAGCCUCCCGGAGGCCGACCUCUACAUCCUUUCCAGAAUCCUCCGCGAUUGGCCGGACGACAAGGCCCACGCGUUGCUGAGCCGGAUCUCGGGCAGCUGCAAGCCAGGCGGCUGCCUGCUGGUGGCAGAGACGGUGCUGGACGAGCAGAAGCGGGCGGCGCGGCCGGGGCUGCUGCAGUCGCUGGACCUGCUGGUGCAGUCGUGGGGCCGGGAGCGCAGCCUGGGCGAGUACGGGCGCCUGCUGCAGGCCCACGGCUUCGAGGUCGUGGGGGCCGCGCGCACGGGGACCAUCGUGGACGUCAUCCUGGCCACGCGCACCGCGCCCUGAGCCCCCCCCCCAGCCUGCCCUGAGCCCCCCAGCCUGCCCUCAGCCCCCCCAGCCUGCCCUGAGCCCCCCCAGCCUGCCCUCAGCUCCCCAGCCUGCCCUGAGUCCCCCAGCCUGCCCUGAGCCCCCCAGCCUGCCCUGAGCCCCCCAGCCUGCCCUGAGCCCCCCUAGCCUGCCCUCAGCCCCCCAGCCUGCCCUGAGCCCCCCUAGCCUGCCCUGAGCCCCCCCAGCCUGCCCUCAGCCCCCCAGCCUGCCCUAAGCCCCCCAGCCUGCCCUGAGCCCCCCUAGCCUGCCCUCAGCCCCCCCAGCCUGCCCUGAGCCCCCCCAGCCUGCCCUCAGCUCCCCAGCCUGCCCUGAGCCCCCCAGCCUGCCCUGAGCCCCCCCAGCCUGCCCUCAGCUCCCCAGCCUGCCCUGAGCCCCCCAGCCUGCCCUGAGCCCCCCCAGCCUGCCCUCAGCCCCCCAGCCUGCCCUAAGCCCCCCUAGCCUGCCCUGAGCCCCCCUAGCCUGCCCUGAGCCCCCCAGCCUUCCCUUAGCCCCCCCAGCCUGCCCUGAACCCCCCACCUGCCCUUAGCCCCCCGCCAGCCUGCCCUGAGUUCCCUCAGCCUGCCCUCAGCCCCCCCCAGCCUUCCCUGAGUUCCCCCAGCCUGCCCUGAACCCCCCCAGCCUGCCCUGAGCCCCUCAGCCUGCCCUCAGCCCCCCAGCCUGCCCUCAGCCCCCCCAACCUGCCCUCAGCCCCCCCAGCCUGCCCUGAGAACCCCCAGCCUGCCCUGAGCUCCCCAGCCUGCCCUGAGGGCCCCCCCAACCUGCCCAUCACAGGCACAGGCUCCCGGGGGGCAGGACGCAGACAGAAGGGGUGGUGAGCUCCGCGUGGGGCUGGACACCCAGUGGCUGCACUGGGAAAGGCCAGCCCAGCCCAGGUCCCUCCCUCACCGUCCCAGCCCUGACCUCUGACCUCUGCCCUGACCUCGCCCGGCAGGUGGCCACCUGCCCCGGGUGCUCCUCAGCGGGGGCCACCUCCUCGCUGCCCUGGCCGCCAGCCCCCUUCUCUCCUCUCCGGCCGGGUUCCGUGUCCCCGCGUGGCCACAGCCUCUGAUGGGCAGGCGCCCAAGGGGGACGGGCUCUCUGAUUGGCAGCCCCCCCCCCCAGGAGAUUUUCCAUCGGUUUUUAUGAAGAGCGCGGGAGGGCGAGGGAGAGACACAGAGAAACGCCCACGGGAGAGACCCGUCCGUGGGCUGCCUCGAGCCCGGGACCCUCCCUCCGCAGGCGGCGCUGUGACCAUUGAGCCACACGGGCCAGGGCUGACCUGGCGCCGUCAAAGCUCGGAGGGCGGGCGGGCGGGCGGGCGGGCGGAGGUCUCCUUUGGGCCACGUGGCCCGUUUCACCGACAAGGUUCCCCAGACGCCCCAGUGGGAGGCUCGGGCCCGUGCUGUGUUCCAGGCUGAGUGUCUGGUUUCUGAAAAGGGCCGAUUUCUAGACGGAAGCCUUGGGAACUCCUAUUAAUAGUUACCUCUGGCCCUGGCCAGUGUGGCUCAGUGGAUAGAGCGUCGGCCUGCGGACCUAAGGGUCCCGGGUUCGAUUCCGGCCAAGGGCACGUGCCCGGGUUGCGGGCUCGAUCUCUCCCUCAGUCGGGGCCGUGCAGGUGGCAGCCGGUCCAUGAUUCUCUCAUCGUUGAUGUUUCUAUCUCCCUCUCCCUUCCUCUCUGAAAGCAAUAAAAAAUAUAUUAAAAAAAGAAUAUUGUUUUUAAAAAGAUGUAAGCUACCAAAAAAAGAGCAAGUGAAUGCACGCACAUCCCUGUGUAUUUCAGGCCAAUAAGUGUGACCGGUGGUUUUACUCAGACAUAUCCGUUAUUGGGAAAAUUCCGGACUUUCAGAGAGGGAGCCUUACCUUCGAACAGGCCCCCUGCGGCCUUUGAUAUCUUACUCAGGCGUCCCAGCCAAAACCAGCAGAUUGUUAAACAUACAAUUAUCCGUGCAAGAAUGUAUUUUAUAUAGAAUUUGUAAAUUGUUUCACAAAUAAAGGUAUAUGUGUAUAUAUA
Messenger RNA from Myotis daubentonii (Daubenton's bat), 3928 nucleotides. RefSeq names its product putative bifunctional dTTP/UTP pyrophosphatase/methyltransferase protein. Lineage: Eukaryota; Metazoa; Chordata; Mammalia; Chiroptera; Vespertilionidae. The record is from RefSeq and is a predicted model, not a curated record. Gene Ontology annotation, molecular function: nucleoside triphosphate diphosphatase activity; protein dimerization activity; O-methyltransferase activity.